CGCUCUUCUUCCGCCUGAUUUGGCUCAUACGUCAUACUCUUCCGUUCAAGAUGGCAGCAGCAAUGGACGUGGAUACACCGAGCGGUACUAAUAGCGCAAGCAAGAAACGAUUUGAAGUAAAGAAGUGGAAUGCUGUGGCGCUCUGGGCCUGGGACAUUGUGGUGGACAACUGUGCUAUCUGUAGGAACCACAUCAUGGAUCUCUGCAUAGAGUGCCAGGCCAACCAAGCUUCUGCAACCUCUGAAGAGUGCACUGUAGCCUGGGGUGUUUGCAAUCAUGCUUUCCACUUCCACUGUAUUUCUCGCUGGCUGAAGACCAGACAGGUGUGUCCUCUGGACAACAGGGAGUGGGAGUUUCAGAAAUAUGGACACUAGCUCGUUUAUCCUUCACCCCUUUGUUGGCUUCUGCAAGCAGCACCCUCACUUUAUCCUUGUUCUGACCCGCUUAUAAAAGCUGUUUCUGCUCAUGUAUUUUGUUCUGGUAUAUUGUAAGUACAGAAAUAAACAGGAAUCUUGUGAAAAAUA
Molecule: messenger RNA, 524 nt
Organism: Haplochromis burtoni (Burton's mouthbrooder)
Lineage: Eukaryota; Metazoa; Chordata; Actinopteri; Cichliformes; Cichlidae
Gene: rbx1
Product: ring-box 1, E3 ubiquitin protein ligase
Exons: 5
Coding region: 51-374 (107 amino acids)
Biological process (GO): ubiquitin-dependent protein catabolic process; protein ubiquitination
Cellular component (GO): nucleus; cullin-RING ubiquitin ligase complex
Molecular function (GO): cullin family protein binding; ubiquitin protein ligase activity; zinc ion binding
Source: RefSeq, a predicted model, not a curated record